Messenger RNA from Lasiodiplodia theobromae, 3954 nucleotides. RefSeq lists its product as uncharacterized. The transcript is spliced from 2 exons. The coding region runs from base 1 to 3954 and encodes 1317 amino acids. The record is from RefSeq and is a predicted model, not a curated record. NCBI's taxonomy places the organism in Eukaryota, Fungi, Ascomycota, Dothideomycetes, Botryosphaeriales, Botryosphaeriaceae.
AUGGCACCCUCGAACGUCUUCUCCUUCUACCGAAAAGAGCGGCGUUCAGCACCUCCGCCCGCUGGCCCCCACCAUCGCCGCGCGAACUCGCAGCCAAACUCACCUGAGCCGCCGCUGUCCGCGUCAUCGCAGAUCUCGCCCACCAAUCCGCAGCACUUCCAGGACGUCUUCUCGCCCACCAGCAACCCCCAGCUGCCGAACCCCCACCGCUUCCACUUCGCAGAACAGAGCAGCUCCGCUUCCAAUUCGCCUCCUGUUAGCCCUUUUCCGCCCGUCCUCCCGCCCAUCCCGCGAAUCGCUAGCCGGAGCGAGCCGCCUGCCGCGCCACAGAAACGAAAAGAGCGGCGGUCAGCACCUCCCCAACACCAGAAGCAGCCCGUCGGUGGUUCUGCGCAGCAAGCUGGCACCAGCGGCGGUCAAAACGUCCCGUCACCGCCAUCUGACCCGUCCAGACCCUCUCCGAACCCGGCAGACAACUGGCGCGACACAAGCAGGAGGGUGAGCGCUCCAACAGGAUUCAGGUCGAGAGGCCAGAGAGCGCAGUCAAGCGCUGGUCAAAAUGGCCCGUUGAUAGACCAGGUGCCGUCCUUCUCGCACGGCGAUACGCCCUCGUAUUCUUUCCAAAGCCCGUACAUGAUGAGCCAAUCCUCGCUAUCCUCCUCCGGGCUGUCGGAGAAGAUGUCCAGCUCCGGAAAGCCUUCUACAUCGACGCAGCAUGGGAAGAGCGGCAAGAGAGGGCUGAACUUGCUGAAUCCCAUGUCGUUACUCCUCAGACGGAGGUCUGCCCAGGCGUUACAACAUCUUUCGGAAGAGAGUCUUGUCUCCCACCGCAGCAAUGUGGUCCCGGCCAUGACCAUGGGCGACGACUUUGAUCCGAGUAUUCGAGGUCACAUUGUGCACGACUUCAGUGCCCCCAAGCCUCGGAGAGCAGUGUCUUACGAUCCCGCCGCCAAGGUUUCGUCCGGCGCCAGAGAUAUUAUUGCCGCUGGUCUGCACUCUCGGCGAGCAGACGACGAAAGCCCAUCGAGACGUGACCGCUCGCACACUCCUGUGUUCAAGGAGAAUUUCGACGAUUGCACCGAGGAAGACGACGAGAGGAGAAAAUCGGCGAUUCGUGCAGAAACCCUUGCGAACCAUGACUUUCUUGCACGAAAUGCGGUUCCUACCUUGGAGCCAGAACCGCCCGCACCUCCCUUCGCUCGGACGGCUGCCAACGCGCCCCACAUUGCGCGGAAGUCAAUACCGCCACCCCUCGACCAAGUGCCGAUUCGCGACGAUGCCCCGGGAGGAUUGGCAACGGUCCCGGAGGCAAGUCCAACUUCUCCGGUCUCGGUUGAGUCGAAACUAUCAAGCGCCGCGAAGACGUCGCCAAAAACCCGGUCAAGAGCGACAUCCGGAGCCGAUUCUAGCUUCCAACCAGCAGGGCUUCCGACACACAUGACGAGCAGGGCCUCCCGCUUCAGCUUUCAGAUUGCAGGAGUAGAUUCUGCGGCACAAGAGAAAUUACUCGAGGAGAAGCACCGGCAGAAGGUUGCGGCACGGGAGCGGAACAGCAGUGCCGGCAACGACUAUGGCGACGACGAAGAGGAUAUGUUUGACUACGACAACAUAGAUGAUGAUUUGUUCCCCGGAUUUGAAGAGGAAGUUCCAGUAAUAGGUGAAGAUUAUGAUGACGAUUACGGAUAUGGAGGCUACGGUAGCGUAGGCACAGCACCUGGUUUGGCAUCAUACGACUUCAACUCUUUCAAUGGGAAAGUGCCGUUCAACAGUACUCUCAGUCCAAUCAGCGCGGGUGGAGAGUCGCUUGCUACACCAAGAGAUGCUUUUGGCAACGUCAUUGGUUCGGCAACCGCCGACGAUCACCAGAAGAUCGCACCCGCACCAAGCCCGCUAGGUGCUCCUCCUGUAAAUGGCAAUUACCAGGAGAGCCAGGGAGCCGCUGGACUCGGGCUCAUCGAGCCUGAACAAGUUGCCGACGAACUCAGCCGAGCACAUCUCAGCCCUCCUGCUAGCUCAACUUUGGCACAGCAACCAGCGCCAAAGCAGCCGAUUGGGAAUGACAUCCUCGGAGACGACGACGAUUUGUAUUUCGACGACGGUAUGAUUGGGGAGCCAGAUGCACCGGAUGAUGGUGAGAAAUUCGAUGAAUCCGUUUUCGAUGAUCCGAAUCAUCCGCUUUACGAACGUCCCGCACCGGUCAUGAAAUCCCCGCCUCUGGAGAAUGCCGGACCAGAGUCCGAUGAUCUGGAUCCCGAAGAUGAGCAUACCUCCAAGACUGGGCUGGCACCACACCCAUCCAUGCGUGGAAAUGGGGUGCCGUUCCAGACUGCCAGCGAUCCCUUGGAGUUCAGCACCAGCACGGAUUACUUCAGUGCCCUGGUUCACGCUACUCAGAAAGCCGAGGCGGACGGCCGGUUUGUGCGGAAAAACAGUGUUGCUACAACCAAUCUGUCUCUCCCAAGCAAGGAUGAUGAGGAUGAUGAGGAGGUGCAGGCGCAGCAGACCAGAAAUACAGUUCGCGACUCACAGGAUACUGCGCCAAGCUUGGUUGCCGACUCUAGCCGUGUGAGUGCUGCUACCGAAAUGUUCUCAUCCAAUAUGAUGAACGAUAUUGGAGACAUGGGCUUCGAUCCGAACGCAUAUGAGGAUGAUUUCGGUGAUGGAUUUGAUGACUAUGACAGUGCUCUCGAGGACGAUCCGAUCAUUGCUGCCGCAAACGCUGAGGCUCUGGCAAACGACUACGAGGGCGAGUAUGGCUCAGAAUUCGGCUUCUACGCUUCUGCGAGUGGUAGCGCGGAAGCUGUUUACGGAGGUUACUUCGGCUCCAGAGACAUGAUAGGGCGUAGCGUCAGCGGGCGCUAUGCAGUAAGGGAACCCAAUCUCACCCCCAUCACGGAGCGCUCAGAGUACAGCACCCGUUCCGAGGACGACUAUGACUACGACUACAGCUUCGAACAGUUGAUGAAAUUGCGAAAGGGAGCGUUCGGCGGUGCUGGUGCCGCAAGUCCUGGUGGAAGUGCAAAUAGCAGCCCAAGAAACUCGAGCCCACUAAGCUACUUUCCAGGCAGCUUUCCUGGACGAAGUAGUCCCGUCGCAACAAGAGCAAAGAGCGCUUUGGAUACCUACACUGACCUUCCCGAGGUUGAGGAAACACCGAACGAGGGCUCUGGACUUACUGAAGAGGAUGAAAACGAAAAAGAGCCGAGCGAUAACGAGGGUGUGCUCUCAGAGGUCAACAGAGCAGACUCUGCUUCAGAUAUCAGUGGAUAUGAUAGCAAGCGCAGCAGCCUACAACAGGAGAAGGGCAGCGUGACGAGCCCUAUCCCGCCAGCUGAGAAGAAGGUGCCUCAUCAAAUCAAUACCAACUACGAUUAUUUCCUGCCCGAUCAACCCGGCAAUAUCCCCGUCUCCGUACCCACCUCAGCCAUCUCCACCACUUCCACGAACUCUCUCCCGAUGAGCCCUACCUCCGCCGGCGGGGCUCACUCCACGUCUGCAUCCGUACCAAACAUCCACUCGGCUCCACUAGUCGCACCAACCUCUCCACAACAGUUGCAGUCUAACUCUUCAUCAGUAACUCAGCCUCGCCCGUCGUCAUCCGAUCAGCCUCACCAUCCCACCGGCUUCCCUUUCGGGUUUCACACUAAUACCGCCAUCAACCGCGACUCGUCCCCAUCCAUCGCUGUUCUUUCCCCGCUGUCUCCGACUCUACCAUCCCCAGCGGCCAACCUCGCAGACCAUCCGCACCGCAAGUCCGCCGGUGGAAGACACAGCAGGACUAGCAGUGGAGGUAUGGAUAGCGUGGCUUACGUGAGGGAGCGCAUCGAGGCAGAUGCUGACGGGUCAGACGGCCGUCCGCCCGAGUUCCGGUGGGUACUGGAACGGAGGCGGACAAGCGAGACUGGGGAGGUUGAGGUCAUCGGGAGGGAAAUCGUCGAAGGAGGAAGAAUAUGA